AGUUUUGUUAAUUACUGCCUAAUUGGAUGAAAAUAUUGUUUAAAUGAAUCGCUGUUGUUUAAGCCUUUGUGAACAGAAAUAAAUAAAUACCUUUCCUAAAAAGAAUGGCAACAAUUUUGGAAACUUGCAUUUGUUUUGAUUUUCCCGGUUUUCAAGUCAAUUUAAAUUAGUUAUAUUAAAAUAAUGGCAGAUGAUAAUGAACAGGGAGCUGCGAAUGCUGUUGAAGAACCUCUGGACCUAAUAAGACUUAGUUUAGAUGAAAGAAUUUAUGUUAAAAUGAGAAAUGAAAGAGAACUUCGUGGGAGACUGCAUGCUUAUGACCAGCAUCUAAAUAUGGUUCUUGGUGAUGUUGAAGAAACUGUAACCACAAUAGAAAUAGAUGAAGAAACAUAUGAAGAAGUUUAUAGGACAACAAAAAGAACAGUUCCCAUGCUGUUUGUUAGAGGUGAUGGUGUCAUACUUGUAUCGCCACCAGUAAGAGGAGGAAUGUAGUAAACAUCUAUUUCAUAUAUUUUUUGUAUAUUCAUAAUUAAAACAUGAUCA
This is a messenger RNA of Uloborus diversus, 543 nucleotides long. It is a transcript of the gene LSm3, whose product is annotated as U6 snRNA-associated Sm-like protein LSm3. Bases 184 to 492 code for a protein of 102 amino acids. Gene Ontology annotation, cellular component: precatalytic spliceosome; U4/U6 x U5 tri-snRNP complex; P-body. NCBI's taxonomy places the organism in Eukaryota, Metazoa, Arthropoda, Arachnida, Araneae, Uloboridae. Gene Ontology annotation, molecular function: RNA binding. The transcript is spliced from 4 exons. The record is from RefSeq and is a predicted model, not a curated record. Gene Ontology annotation, biological process: mRNA splicing, via spliceosome; P-body assembly.